Molecule: messenger RNA, 621 nt
Organism: Laetiporus sulphureus 93-53
Lineage: Eukaryota; Fungi; Basidiomycota; Agaricomycetes; Polyporales; Laetiporaceae
Exons: 3
Coding region: 1-621 (206 amino acids)
Biological process (GO): error-prone translesion synthesis; error-free translesion synthesis
Cellular component (GO): nucleus
Molecular function (GO): deoxycytidyl transferase activity; DNA-directed DNA polymerase activity
Source: RefSeq, a predicted model, not a curated record
AUGUGCAGGUUCGUCGCGCCUCUAUUGAAGGACGGUGCAAAACCAUCAUCGGCUGCCCUGACGAAACAUCUGCUGAGCACCCUGACGGACAGCAACAACCCAAUUACUCACUCGGACAUCUAUGAACGCUCAGAUCAUAUUUCGUCCGCAGCAUCUGGUCAUCAGCGCUCUGAACGUCGUAUGAAUCAAAAAACCUACUGGGACUCGAGGAAGGAGAAGCUUGCUCAGCAAUUACCGGAGAAGCCCAUGGCACGCGAAUGCAACGUCUUGCGCAAUGUCCGUGUUUACAUCGACGGGUACUUGGCUGGCACAACGGACAUCGAGAUGAAGCGCAUAGUUACCUUGGCCGGUGGACGAGUUCUGUAUACCGCAUCAGGGGCCACGCACAUCCUCACCUCGCAGCAGUUGAGCGGGUCUAAGACGCAUAAGCUGUUGACAACUCGUAAAAGAGUGAAGGCACAUGUAGUAAAGCCGGAGUGGAUAACGGACAGCAUCCAGGCUGGGAGGCGACUACCAGAACGCGAAUACUCUGCGAUCAAAGAUAUGACCUGCAAGAACCUCUUUGAUAUGUUUCAGGCACAAGGGUCGACGCAAACAAUUGACGGUCCAAAAGAGUGUUGA